GGUGGGCGCAGCCGCCUGCGCGGUCGGCUCCCGCGGGCCGGGCACAGGGAGCGGGAGAAAUUUUUUUUUGCGGGGAGGGCGAGAUUAGGGGGAGAACGGGGAGUAUCGCUUCCGCGUCUUCCUCAGCGGCAGCCGGGGCAGCCGGAUCGCGGCGGCGGCGGCGGCUGCUGCGCGGAGGGAGCGUGUAGAGGAGGGAUGUGGGGCUUUGGGGGAGGCAGGAUCUUCGGGAUCUUCUCUGCUCCCGUCCUGGUGGCCGUGGUCUGCUGCGCCCAGAGUGUGAACGAUCCCGGCAACAUGUCCUUCGUGAAAGAAACUGUGGAUAAAUUGUUGAAGGGCUACGACAUCCGUCUCCGGCCGGAUUUCGGAGGUCCGCCCGUCUGCGUCGGGAUGAACAUCGACAUUGCCAGCAUCGACAUGGUUUCCGAAGUCAACAUGGAUUACACUUUGACUAUGUAUUUUCAGCAGUACUGGAGAGAUAAGAGGCUGGCUUAUGCUGGCAUACCUCUGAACCUCACGCUUGACAACCGAGUGGCAGAUCAGCUCUGGGUGCCUGACACUUACUUCUUAAAUGACAAGAAAUCAUUUGUGCAUGGUGUUACUGUGAAGAAUCGAAUGAUUCGCCUUCACCCGGAUGGAACAGUGCUUUACGGCCUCAGAAUCACAACCACUGCAGCUUGUAUGAUGGACUUGAGAAGAUACCCACUAGAUGAACAAAACUGUACCCUGGAAAUAGAAAGCUAUGGCUACACAACUGAUGACAUUGAGUUCUACUGGAGAGGUGGAGAUAAUGCAGUCACUGGUGUGGAAAGAAUUGAGCUUCCUCAGUUCUCCAUUGUGGAAUAUAGACUGGUGUCAAAGAAUGUUGUCUUUGCCACAGGUGCCUAUCCAAGACUCUCACUGAGCUUCAGGUUGAAGAGAAAUAUUGGAUACUUUAUUCUUCAAACUUACAUGCCCUCCAUACUGAUUACCAUUUUAUCAUGGGUGUCAUUCUGGAUCAAUUAUGAUGCAUCAGCGGCAAGAGUUGCCCUUGGAAUUACAACUGUGCUGACUAUGACAACAAUCAACACUCAUCUGCGAGAGACUUUGCCUAAAAUUCCUUAUGUUAAAGCCAUUGACAUGUAUCUUAUGGGUUGCUUUGUAUUUGUCUUCUUGGCCUUACUUGAAUACGCCUUUGUCAACUACAUUUUCUUUGGAAAAGGCCCUCAAAGGCAGAAGAAACUUGCGGAAAAAACAGCAAAGGCAAACAACGAUCGCUCAAAGUUUGAAGGCAACCGGGUGGACACCCAUGGAAACAUUCUGCUGACAUCGCUUGAAAUUCACAAUGAGGUGGCAGGCAACGAGAUCACCACCAGCAUUACGGAUGCCCGAAAUUCAACAAUAUCCUUUGACAACUCAGGAAUCCAGUACAGAAAACAAAGCUCACAUCGAGAAAGCCUUGGAAGGCGUUCGUCAGACAGAACAGGCUCCCACAGCAAGAGAGGCCAUUUACGAAGAAGGUCUUCACAGCUGAAAAUAAAAAUCCCCGACCUAACAGAUGUGAAUGCUAUCGACAGAUGGUCAAGAAUGGUGUUUCCAUUCACGUUUUCUCUUUUCAACCUAAUUUACUGGCUGUACUAUGUUAACUGAGUGACUGAACUUUUUUAAAGGACUUCAAUUACAACAAGCGAUGUACUACUUGCCUGCAGAGUUUAUAUAUAUAUUUAUAUCUAAAAAUAUAUAUAUAUAUGAACUUUUACCAUGUAGACUGUACCCAUGUAUGUGUGAAUACAUGUAGCAAAGAACUGUGUGUACUUAAAAGCACAUACCGCAAAGCAAAAGCAUAUGUAUGCACACACACAUGUACACAUUUGUUCUGAGGUUAUGGACACAUCAACAUAGAAUGCACUGCAGAGGAACUUUUUAAGUCAAAAGGCAAGGUGUCAUCAAAGCAACAAGCCUUGAGAAAGUGUUGUGUAUUAUCACUACAAAACCUUGGUUGUCAUAGACAUUUUCAAACAGCUGUAACCAUGUAUAAAGUCAGUAUUUAGUAGCAUUGUUUGUCGAUGCUGCCAUACACCCUAGUCAUAAAGCGGUAGAGUUACACUGGUAAGUUUAAGUUGUUUAUAUUGUUGAUCCAUCAACUAUGAUUUCAUCAAGCCCAGUUUAUUUUUUAUUUGCUAAAAUUUCUUGGGUUUCUAUAUGUUAUCAUUCAUUUUUUUUUCCCCUCAGCCCUGAAUGGGCAUGUUUUUUAAUCUCUUGCUUUCUCUUCUGCAGUAAGCAAGCCGAUCAUGAGAGUGUUGCUUUAGGUCUUCGGAGACAUAUACAUGUUCAUAAUAUUUCAAACAAGCGUUUUAAGUGUCCAUCAACAGUGAAAUGAAUCUUUUGUAAGUACUGUAAAUGUACAGCACAUUUUCCUUCCCUUGGACUGGUUCCAGCUGCCAUGUCAUUUUGAAAGAGAACAGCACAUUUUUAGUAUAAUUUAGCUGAGAAUUCAACUACUGUCAAUGUGUUCUACAUCUGCUGUAGAUUUAAAGAUUGUUAUUCCAGUGAAAGCAUAGAAGAUGUCUCAGGUUAUUUGCUAUUUCAACAUGAAACCACCUAGCUGUAGCCUUUUUUAAACAUUCAUCCACAUUAUUUAACAUUCUUAUAACAUUGUAUGUUAAUGUAAAAUAUAUUUGCAUAAUAUGCAUAUAAGUAUAUUUUCUCAAUAUUUUCUUCCCUCUGCUUGCUGUUGUGACCGCAUGCUAUGUCAUAUUUUUGUUUCUGUGAUGUUACAACAUUUUAAUCUCUAGAACUGAGCAAGUAGAUUACUUCUGAUACUUUGAUUCAGUAAAAUGGAGCAUUUUCAUAUUUUAUUUGUAUACUAAAAUUAUAUACCUGUACACUUACCAAGGUAGUGUGAUGCUGUUACAGAUCACAAGAGAUAGCAAUCAGUAUGCUUUCUUUCAGCGUUAGCUGUGUUCUGACAUAUCCUUCAUGCAAAUUUGACCACUUUGGGUUUCAUCCCAAUUCAUUCCUUCACCCUGAUUCCAACAUUUUUUCAGUCUAGUGGGUUGCAGUCAUCAAGGUAUGCCAAUUUCAGAUCUGUAAACUUGUUAUUUAUUGAAACUAAACCUUUCUAAAGAAAAAAGGAUAUAUUUUUUGUAACCAGUGUUUCUAUCAUGUACAUUCUCAAAUAACAACAAAUACAGUAGCAUAAAUAGAUCUUUAAACAAAACAAAAAAAAGAGAAAUCAGGCUUAGCCCUGCCAGUUCUCUGCAUGUAGAAUUUCUCUGGGCAUCAAUGGGAAUUUCUGGCAGAUAGAGAACUUUGGAUGCUAGUUAGAAACAUCUAUGGGAUAAAAAAGUGUGGUCAUGCAUCCACCAAAAACAGCAAAAAGGGAGGACACUGAAAAGGUUGCCUUGGCUCUGUAAUGACCCAUGCAGUCACUAGUGCUUGAUUGAUGUGUGAUUAGAGCAAUGAUACUUGUGUUGCUGCUGUGUGCAGCCUGUUACCGUUCCCACUCCUGACUAUUUGCAGCUGAAAUGUUAAACUUUGCUCUCAUCUGAAACUCAGCAUAAAUCAACUGGCGUUACAAAGUCUGCAUUACAAUCCCAUUAUGGGAUCUGCUCCUUGAACAUGAAUGGGCUGCACAAAGUUGCCUUGCAGCAAACCUGCAAUGCGAUCCCUGGCAUUCACAGCAGCUCCGACGGGAUCAGCACUGCAGUCCUGCUGCAUCCUUGGCAGUGGUGCAAAAUGGCUUUAACUGCAGUUCUUAAGCACUCUAUCUGCAGACGGCUGUACAGUAUGGAGAGCCUCAGAAGAACCUAUAUGGCUGGAAUGGAAAAAUUUGGUUUCUAAAAGCUCCUCAGUGUUAGCUCCUAUUGGUAGACCACAAUAUACAAUGAGCUUUCUAAUAUCUCUUCAAACUGUGAAGGGAUUACAGAGCAGAUUGUCAUCAUUAUAAUCAAAGUAACUGAACAAUUAACACCUUCCCAAAGUACAUGUUUGGUAGGACUGUUGAAAAGCACCUCCCCCAGGUUCUUAUCCUAGUAGCAAAAUAUAGCUGUUGGGUUUUUUAAAAGUGAUUUUAAUAAAACUUUGAAAUGGUAGACUUUGCUAUAGAAAAAUUACCCUGAUGAAAUGAUCUUUCAGCAAGACUUUCAGACCUGACAAAUGGGAUCCAAGAAAGGAGUGGUCCCAACCUCAUGAUUUAAUCCCAGUUCUUUCUAUUCUUUAAACCUCAGCUCCUAGAAAUCACGUGAUUAGGCAGAGGUCUUCCAUAGGAAAAGAUGUUUCAGUUGUGAUAGAAAUGUGUACUCUGGAUCCCACUGAAAUCAAUUCUCCAGUGGCUUCAGUCAAGGUCGUGAAGGAAAUGGAGAAUUGUUGUCUGGCCAGAGCAAAAAGGCAAUGUAUUUUCCCAACCCUGCACAGGAAAGAGAAUUCAGUCUCUGAGGACUCUUUCUCAUCCAACACAUAACUUGGGGGCAGUGUGCUACUGCAGUGACUUGCAUGCACCCACACUCCCCACUUUGCCUGUCAUGGCAAAAAGGGGGCAGUUGCAGGUUUCAGCUUUUUUUGCAAGAUUUCAUGUUCAUUGAUCUACUUGACCACCGUGGGGCACAAGCAGCUUGAGCCUUGAACAGAUCCACAUCUGUCUUGAUUUAACUUGAAAAAAAAUCCAGGAAAAUCUCACUUAAGGUUAACACUUCAUCUUCAACACGCUUUUUUUUUUGUGCCUUUCUUUGCCAAUUCCCUUCUUCUGGUCCCAGCACCAUGUCCUACACACAGACACAGACACAACCUUAUGUGUUAAGAACAGUGUUUGCCUUGACUUCCCAUUUUCUGGCUCCCGUCCUUGUAAGAUAGCUGCAGUAUUUUAAACCAUAGAUGGCUUUAAGUCUAAAAAUAGUAAUUUAAACCAAAUUACACCAGAGUAAUGUAAUUAAUAGCUAAUUAACUCCUUUCUAACUCAGCACAGCUAUAAAUAACAUUUACACAUCAUUUGUUUGUAAAAGCUAUUCAAAAAAACCCAAAACCUGGAACUAUUUUGUGUUAUAGCCCAAAGGGUCAAUAAACAGUAGAAAUAUUAUGGUGGUUUAACUCUAGGUUGAUUUCAUCCCAUUGUAAAGAUAAACUAAAACCCAGUCUUUUUUGCUGAAGGCACAUCUAUGUUUUUUUGGUAUUCAGCAGUGAAAAAACAAACAAACAAACAAAAAACCAAAAAGAAACCACAAAAUGGAAUGACAAAGAAAUGCUUUAUGAAAAUACUGAUGAAUGAAUAUUCAUUUAUUAAAAAGGUUUAAAGAUUAA
Pogoniulus pusillus (Red-fronted tinkerbird) is the source of this 5271-nucleotide messenger RNA. It is a transcript of the gene GABRB3, whose product is annotated as gamma-aminobutyric acid type A receptor subunit beta3. Gene Ontology annotation, cellular component: synapse; GABA-A receptor complex; neuron projection. The record is from RefSeq and is a predicted model, not a curated record. The transcript is spliced from 9 exons. Gene Ontology annotation, molecular function: neurotransmitter receptor activity; GABA-A receptor activity; chloride channel activity. Gene Ontology annotation, biological process: chemical synaptic transmission; signal transduction; regulation of membrane potential. Bases 196 to 1626 code for a protein of 476 amino acids. NCBI's taxonomy places the organism in Eukaryota, Metazoa, Chordata, Aves, Piciformes, Lybiidae.